AUGGUGCUGGAAAGCCGAUUAGCGGAACUCUUGCAAGGGCAAGCCAAGAAGUUCAUCAAUGGCUUCAAUGCCGAGCACUUGAAUCUAGGCUUAUUGAGCGGCUUCUUGGAGCUUCGAAAUCUAGCCCUGAACCCUGAGCCCAUUGAUGAGCUCCUGCUGGGGAGCGAUUUGCCAUUCGUGGUCAAGGCAGGAACCCUCUCCUCUGCCAUGCUUCAACUGUCGUUGAUGCAAGGAGAGCUGGAGAUUGUGGUUGAUGGGUUAACCUUGGUGAUGGCACCUGCCUGCAAGUGGCUCACCAGAGAGGAGGUUUAUCAGCAUCGAACGAAUGAGAUGGAACGCUUGGAGUUCGUCCACAUGCGAAGUCAGUCUCAGAGAAGAAGUUUAGAACGAGAGAUGUUUCGAAAGCUAUUCUCCGACUACCUCUCCAGGAUCAAGAUCACCGUGAAGAAUGUCCAUGUGCGUGUGGAAAUUGAAGGCGAGAAGUGCCAGAUGCGCGAGACAGGACAUCCGCUGUCACUUGGAUUGGUGAUGAACAGCUGUGACAUUGUUCCGGUGGUCGAGACUGAGAAGGGCGGUGGCGGUGCCGCCGGCGGUGCGCGGGAGUCGGAGUUCCUGCUGGCAGAGACGAUGCAGCUGAAAGGAUUGAUGUUGUACGAAGAAGGUCUCUCGAAGACCUUGGUACCUUGGAGCCUUUACCAAUCCACGCGCACCUGUGAGUUGGGGAUCUUCCAGAAGAUGUCUCAAGAUGAGUUUGUGCGGACCAUGAACCAGACCCGAGAAGCUCAUGGAGCGGUGCCUGCUGGUCAGUUGCUCUUGCCGCCGACGGAUGUCUCGAUCAAAGUGGAUCUGAAGUCCCAGGCGCUCUUCACCGAUUGCCACGUGGAAAACUGCCUCACGCUCGAGAUGGUGGUUUGCUUGCAGAAUCCUUCUCGUCUACGUGUCACAGCCAGCAUUGUCGAAGGCAUGCGCUGGCUCGUGAGACGAACCUUCGACUUUCAGAUGUGGCCCUUUCUGCACGCACUGCAUGGCAAACCUGCCAAUGGUCUUGGGCGGUGGCAUGUUCUACGGAGCUUUCUGGCGCUGAAGCGUCGCAUUCAAUCGAACACCUACAGCCUACCCGAUGCGCUCCGAAUGAGGAUCCACUGCAAGGAAUACAUCCGGCUCUACAAGAAAAAAUUCAAUGGCCCGCAGAGCAGUUUCCACUGGAGACGCUCCUUGCCACCACUUACUGCAGAGGAUGCCACUCGCUUGGGCCUCAUCGAACUCACAUACCCUGCGGAGAAGUUGGUGAACUUCAGGUUGAUGGCGCAGACCGAGAUGAAGACUGAGACUUCCAUCAACUCCUUUGCAGAGGAAGGUGCCCUCGGCGACUUCAAGAGGAGCCCAAGGCGAGCAAGCCUCCCAACGGUGAGAGAAUUGACACCGAUGGAGCAACUGCACCUGCAUGGACAGCAUGGCUUUGGCACCAACAUUUUCCGUGGUUUGCCUCCGCCACCCUCCAACUUGAAGGUGCGGAUCGAUCUCGUGGCACCUCUGGGGCUUUGGUGGGUGUGCAAGUUAGGCGCUGCAGGCGACGAGGGCUCUUGGGCAGUCUCCCUGGACUCUGGAAGGCAACCUGUGCGCCUGCUGCUGGUGGAUAGCAUUUCCGACAACAGCGUCUUCGCCACCUGUGAAGUGCCCCGGCGCGCUGAAAGCCGCCCCGCCGCGGUGCUCCUCGCACGGAGCGAGGCAGCUUUCCAGCGAGUGCUUGAGCGUGCACCGAACCAAUUAGGACACGCGGGUCUUCAGGUGGUCGUCGAUGCUCGAGUUCCAUGGAGAUCUGUGCUGCUGGGGCCAAGUGAAGACGCUGCCAAUGGCUGCGUCACACAGUACGCCUGUCCUUGGGAUUUUUUUGGCAGCUUCAGCUGUGGUCAAUCAAGCUCCACGCCCAACGACACCAGCUUUGGCAGGGUCACGCCCUUGGAUGAGCUUCUGGCCAAGUUCCCCCGCAUGCAUGGGAGCAUGCUGCAAAGCGCAAGUAGCACAGCAGGACAGCAGGAGCCCUUCUUGCGGAUGAACCUGCCCCUGCGGCUCACCAGUGGUCAGGAUGGGCCCUUCUUGGAGCUCCUACGGUGGUGCUUAGCGACACCCGAGGGAAGAGGUGGUGCCAACUCUCAAUCCAUGUUGUCUGGUUUGGCCAUGCUGGUCCGAAGCGGCUACGACUUGGCGGCCUUGAGACUCCACGUCUCCUUGCCCAAAGUGUUUCUGCAAGGCGUGAACUGCCACGAGACCCCACUGCAGUUGCCACCCUUCGACGCCGCAUGCCAUCUGGAGAACGGUGGCCUGGUCGAUGGCUUCGUGGUUGGCCUUCACAAUCUCUACAACUUUGCCAAUCUGGUGGCGUCCAUGCCAGAUGUGAAGCGGCCCAAGGCGGCCAACGUGGUGCCCGCCUCCAACGCGCGGCGACAGAUGUCCAACGUCCAGCCUGUCUCUUUGCACUUCCUGGAGCAGGCGCCUCCGUUGCUGUUGGCCUUGGGCGCCCUCUUGGCCGCCAGCGCCGUCGUGUUGGCAGGUGGCCGCAAGAGCUGCAUGGCCUCGAAAUGUGGCGAAGGACAUGAGCUGGUGAAAUUGGCCACGGAGAAUGGUCUCUUUGGGGUUGCCGCUGGGCGAACAACAGGGGAACCCACGCUGGCCGGCAUCACGUUGAUCCCAACGCUGCCGGGAGCCGGAAGUUGCUGUGUUGAGAGGCUGCGGUUUUGGUUGAGCCUUUUUAAGCUUGAUCUCUCCGAGAAGUGGAUGUAA
Molecule: messenger RNA, 2781 nt
Organism: Durusdinium trenchii
Lineage: Eukaryota; Dinophyceae; Suessiales; Symbiodiniaceae
Source: the annotation of a GenBank genome assembly